This is a messenger RNA of Plectropomus leopardus (leopard coralgrouper), 1508 nucleotides long. It is a transcript of the gene dnajc30b, whose product is annotated as DnaJ (Hsp40) homolog, subfamily C, member 30b. NCBI's taxonomy places the organism in Eukaryota, Metazoa, Chordata, Actinopteri, Perciformes, Serranidae. The record is from RefSeq and is a predicted model, not a curated record.
GCUGUGUUCUCGGUAAAAUGGCAGAGGUCGGUCAGAGGCUGGGCAGCGGAGGCUACCGGCUGUCAGCCUUCAGACACAGCCAGGGUCGAGCGGUGAGCACCGGAGACAGUCCCGGAUCUCUGCUGUUUAACCGCACAUUCACUAACAGACGAUUUAAAGAGCAAUCAACGCGGCAUCCACAUGAAGUUCAGCCAAGAAGCAGAGCAACACGGCGCAGACCGGAGAAACUUUUACGAGUGAGAUCAAGUGAAACUUUGCGUUGUACCACAUGUUUGGAUCUGGAUUCAUCCCGUUUUUUCAGUGAGAGCCUGCAACACACAGCAGCCCUGUACCUCUCAGCGAGACUGCAGCCUCUCCUGCAGGAGCAGCUGCUGCAUGGCAGGAUGUCACCCUGGACCAGAGGAGCUGUUUCCACCCAUCCUGACACCUUCAGGUUCCCUCAGCAGCUGCGAGCUUUCUGCACUGUCCUCUUCAUGCUGGCAGAGCAGAGAUCAGAGAGGCCGAAACUACAUCCUGAUGCCCUACAAGCGAGAAGAAGCUACAGCUGGAGGAGUGACAGCAGCUCUAAAAAUGCUCCUCCACUCUACAGAAGCAGGACGUCUUACUAUGACCUCCUCAAAGUGUCCCCCGGUGCCACUCAGUCUCAGAUCAAGACGGCCUACUACAAGCAGUCCUUCAUCUACCACCCUGAUAAAAACCCGGGGAACACGGAGGCCAGCCAGCGCUUCUCUGAGAUCAGCGAGGCUUACACAGUGCUGGGAAACAUCAGCCUGAGGAGGAAGUACGACCGUGGGAUUCUGAGCAGGUCUGACGUUCAAAGUGCAGGGAGACCGUCCUCCAAGGAGACCACGAGCAGAUCCACGGGAUCCCCACAUCAGCACCAGCAGCAGCAGCAGCAUCAACACAGAGCCAGGCAGUUCUCCCAAACUGGGGGGAAGCCCAUGUUUGAUUUUGACGCCUUUUACCAGGCUCACUACGGGGAGCAGCUGCAGAGGGAGAGGGACCUGAGAGCCAGGAAACAGUACGUUGAGGAGCAGAAGAAGAAGAAUCUUGGCAGGUGGAGAGAGGCUCGGCUGAUGGAGAUGACUGUGGCGAUGCUGCUGGCCAUGGCAGGCCUACUCUUAUUCAGUCUCAGGAAGCCCUGAAAUAGAUGCAGCGACCUGGCGUGACCCCGUGUGGUUGAAUGUUUGGACCCUGAGGCAGUUGGAGAUAAGACGGGGGGGUGGUGCUACCUCAGACUGUUUUGCAAGAGUUGCACAGUUUCAGACCUAAAGAUGACUGUUUUUAGUGUGUGGAGUGAACAUAGUGUUGAUAUAAAGUUCCACCUCACAAGCCGAUUGUAUCACGAGAGCAACUGAACAUACUCAUAUUCUUAAUUUAUUCAUGUCUGAACUCUGAAAAGCAUAAACAUACAUUACACACACAAGGGCUGGGUGUCGGUACUCAAUACCUCAAAGGCAGGGAUGCUAAACUGGCUUCGCUCGGGGGCCACUUUUCAAAAUAGCCAG